UAAAAAUAAAUGGAGGUUGAAUCUUCGCCUUCUAUUGUUCAUCGGCGAAACUGAUCGCCGCCGUCCCAUCCAGCAGUAAUCGUGAACCACAAUCUCUCUCUUAUAAGCGUUUUCCACGUGGUGCAAACUCACAAUCUGUGUUCGAAGAUGAUUCAGAUUCAGCAACCGGAACGAGAAAUCUAACCACGAGGCCUCCGCCCAAUUUCCGGUGGAUAGGGAAUCGAAAAUUAGGGUUACGAUUCCAUUUUCCCGAAUCAUGUGUGAUAACUAUGAUUCUGGGUUCGAAUUCAAUCUCCUCUACUCUUCAUUUGUUUUGGGAAUUUAGAUUUGUUCUUUCUCUUUCUCCGUCUCUCCCCUCUGCUUCAAUUUCCCAAUGCGACAGCUCCUAAUCCAACAUCUGUCGCGUCCAUUUCGGAAUCUGAUUCUCUCUUCUCCUUUUUCUAUAUUUUUCUCCCUUCAUUUUUAACUCUCCCUUCCCUUAAAUGCCUAUUUAAAUUCCCACUAUGCGAAUUCCCAGGAGACAGGUUUCUCUUUGCCUCUCCUUGUUCUCGCUCGACUUCGCAUACCCUUUUUCCUCCUCAAAUUUUCUCGGAAAUCCCAAUUGCUUUAUCCGCAAACCCAAAGGGAUUCAUACCUUAGGUUCGUCUUCUUUUUCUUCUUCUUUUCUUUCCUAUAUUUAAUGUUGGGUUUGACGUCUGUGGUGCAUUUACAACUCUUCCAAAAUAGGGUCAAUUCAAACGUGUUAUUAACUCCCCUUUUAAUAAUUUCUGCGUUCCCUGUUCUAAUCUUCUCAACCUUCAUUUCCAUACGUUGCUCGGUUGUAAUUAACGUUUUAGUGUAUCUUUUGAGGAUUUAGCUCGAUUCUGAUUCAGGUUCGUUGCUCAAUUUGCCUUUUCCUCUCACAUGAUUAAAUUGGUUGCGUUCUAUUGAUGCCAUGGGUGAGAACCUUGGGACUGUCAUGAAGGACAAGAGAACACAUUCUUUUGAUGUUAACCAUGUCGAGGAUGACCCGUGCAUAUGGUCAUCAUCAAUUGAGUGCAAAAUUGACAUUGGAAAGCAGAUUUUUUGCAAUAGAUCUUUGAAUAUGAAGAACAUUGUUGCCGUUGGCUUUGACAUGGAUUACACGUUGGCUCAAUACAAGGCAGAAACUUUUGAGUCCCUCGCAUAUGCAGGCACAAUAAGAAAACUGGUUUAUGAUUUGGGAUAUUCUGAAGAGUUGCUCAGUUGGUCGUUUGAUUGGAAAUACAUGGUCAGAGGUUUGGUUCUUGAUAAAAAGAGAGGCAAUAUAUUGAAGAUGGAUAGGCACAAGUAUGUCAAAGUGGCCUACCAUGGUUUCAAAGAGUUGUCCAAGGAUGAUAAAGUCGAGACCUACGGAAACACUCUAGUACGGGAUUCUUUUGAUGAACCUGACUAUGCUCUCAUUGAUACCCUUUUUUCACUAGCUGAAGCCUACUUGUUCGCUCAACUUGUCGACUUCAAGGAUAACAAUCCAGACAAAGUUCCAGAAGAUAUCGAUUAUGCUCGAAUGUAUAAAGAUGUAAGAGCUGCAGUAGAUUUGUGUCACCGCGAUGGAACCUUAAAGCAAAUGGUCGCCAAAGAUCCCGAAAGGUAUAUCAAUGUGGAUACGUCGAUUUUGCCCAUGCUUAAAAUGCUUAGAGAUUCGGGCCGCUCUACUUUCUUGGUGACAAACAGCUUAUGGGACUAUACAAACGUUGUGAUGAACUUCCUUUGUAAUUCUUCUGUACCAGAUGGUGAUCAGAAUUUGAAUUUUGAUUGGCUUCAGUAUUUCGAUGUUGUUAUCACUGGCAGUGCUAAACCAGGCUUUUUCCAUGACGAUAACCGUGCUAAUCUAUUUGAGGUCGAUGCAAAGUCAGGAAUGCUACUUAAUACUGAUAAUGGCUCGCCCAUGCCUCAGGUGGGAGGUGCAUCCCUAGCAUUGUCACCGACGAAGUUAGCUAAAUCCUGUCGAGUUUUUCAGGGAGGCAAUGUCAGGCAUCUGCAUAAACUUCUGUCCAUUGAAUCAAGCUCACAGGUUCUCUAUGUUGGAGAUCACAUCUAUGGAGAUAUAUUACGAAGCAAAAAGGCUCUCGGAUGGAGGACUAUGCUUGUCGUUCCAGAGCUCGAAAGGGAGGUCGAGCUCUUAUGGGAGUUGAGGAAGACCCGCAAGGAACUUCAGGAACUAAGAAACGAGCGGAACGUUAUUGAAGACAAAAUACAUCAUUUGAAGUGGUCUCUCAAGUUUGAAGACGUUGAGGCUGAUGAGAAGGACAGAUUAUCUGGUGAACUACAUCAGCUAGAGGGUGAACGCGAACGAGUGCGGCUGAGCCAUCAAGACGCGCUCCGGGAAUGUCACCGACAGGUAUUACAGUUUCAUGGAGUUUGGGGACAGCUGAUGAAAACUGGAUAUCAAAACUCAAGAUUUGCUCAUCAAGUAGAGAGAUUUGCAUGCCUUUACAGCAGCCAAGUCACCAACUUGAGCUUAUACUCCCCAGAUAAAUACUACAGGCCGAGUGAAGAUUUUAUGCCCCAUGAAUUUGGGAUCGUCUGUUUGUGAAAAUAGUUCAAAAAAAUAAAAACUGUGUGUGUUCAUAAAUUCCUUCCCCCUCUGAUUUGUUAGCAGUGUUAGUACAUAGUCGCACUUGCACCAUUCAACAUUUCAGAAAAAAAAUUGUAUUUGUAAUUUCCUUGACAUUUACAAAAAUAAUUAUUUGGUAAUUGUUCUU
Molecule: messenger RNA, 2723 nt
Organism: Cucurbita maxima (winter squash)
Lineage: Eukaryota; Viridiplantae; Streptophyta; Magnoliopsida; Cucurbitales; Cucurbitaceae
Product: cytosolic purine 5'-nucleotidase
Exons: 16
Coding region: 935-2554 (539 amino acids)
Molecular function (GO): 5'-nucleotidase activity
Source: RefSeq, a predicted model, not a curated record